ACACCACAGCAAGCUCUCUCAAGUGUUUUUUUUAAUGGCUGUCAGUUUUAAUGGUUGGAUUUCUCUAAGCUCGAACCUGAAAGAAAGUCAUCUUUCGACCCGAAACGGCUUCUUUCUUUCGCGUUACUGUGUUUAAUCUGGUGCACGGAAGUUGCCAGCUACAGCUCCCCAGCCCGAAACACCAACGGGCCCCAGUCGCGGUGGCCACAUUCAGUCAGCCAAGAGCGUAGCAAAUAUCAGUCGAUAAUUACGACGAAACGGAACGCCCUGGGUCUGUGCCUGGCUGGUUCGUGUAAAUAAACCACGUUGGAGUGAUUCUUUUUCCACCCCCCCUCGUGUAAUCGUGUAAUUGACGAAACCACACAACAGCACGCAGUAGACGGAAGGAAGCAUUGAAGGAUCUCUCCCUAAUCCAAUGUCUAAACUAAACUCCCAUGGGGCUACAGGGCUUAAGAAUAUUAAUCUUGAAGAGAUAUGGACCGAUCUGGAAGCUGGGAUAAAGCAGGUGUACAAACGGGAGCUCAGUUUGGGCAUCGCACGCUACAUGGAACUCUACACACAUGUCUACAAUUACUGUACGAGUGUCCACCAGCAGCCCAACUCGCGCACGGGCUCGUCGAAGAUAUCGAAAAAAGGCAUCAGCGCACCGCCGGGUGGGGCCCAGCUGGUCGGCCAGGAGCUGUACAAACGGUUGAAGGAGUUUCUCGAGAACUACCUCGUGCGGUUGCACCAGAAUGGGAUCGAUCUGAUGGACGAGGAAGUGCUGAGCUUCUACACCAAGCGCUGGGAGGAGUAUCAGUUCUCGAGCAAGGUGCUGAACGGUGUCUGCGCCUACCUGAACCGGCACUGGGUGAAGCGCGAGUGUGAGGAGGGCCGCAAGGAUGUGUACGAGAUCUACCAGCUGGCGCUGGUGACCUGGCGCGGCAACCUGUUCAAGCAUCUGAACAAGCAGGUAACGAACGCCGUGCUGAAGCUGAUCGAGCGCGAGCGCAAUGGGGAGACGAUCAACUCCCGGCUGGUGUCCGGUGUCAUCAACUGCUACGUCGAGCUCGGCCUCAACGAGGACGAUCCGCACGCCAAGGGUCAGAAUCUGUCGGUGUACAAGGAAAGCUUCGAGAACAUAUUCCUGGAGGAUACGGAACGAUUCUACACGCGCGAGAGUGCCGAAUUUUUGCGCGAAAAUCCCGUCACCGAGUACAUGAAGCGGGUGGAGCUGCGCCUGAACGAGGAACAGAAACGUGUACAGGUGUACCUGCACGAAAGCACACUGGACCGGCUGGCGGAGAAGUGUGAGCGUGUGCUGAUUCACAUUCAUCUCGAUCAGUUCCGGACCGAGUUCCAGAACUUGCUGAACUCGGACAAGAACCAGGAUCUGGGCCGCAUGUACUCGCUGGUCGCCCGCAUCAAGGCCGGUCUGUACGAGCUCAAAGAAAUCCUAGAAACUCACAUCCACAAUCAGGGCCUGGCGGCAAUAGAGAAAUGUGGAGACUCUGCUGUAAAUGACCCGAAAAUUUACGUCCAAACCAUUCUGGAAGUACACAAGAAAUACAACGCAUUAGUACUUACUGCUUUUAACAACGACAGCGGUUUCGUGGCAGCGCUCGAUAAGGCGUGCGGCAAGUUCAUCAACACAAACGCCGUCACCGAGCUGAGCAGAAGCGCCAGCAAGAGCCCCGAACUGUUGGCUAAGUAUUGUGAUUUGCUGCUGAAGAAGUCUAGUAAAAAUCCGGAGGAAGCGGAACUGGAGGACACGCUCAAUCAAGUGAUGGUUGUGUUCAAGUACAUCGAAGAUAAGGAUGUGUUCCAGAAGUUCUACAGCAAGAUGCUGGCGAAACGGCUUUGCCAACACAUGUCGGCCAGCGACGAUGCGGAAGCGUCCAUGAUAUCGAAGCUGAAGCAGGCCUGUGGCUUCGAGUACACCAGCAAACUGCAGCGGAUGUUCCAGGACAUCGGUGUGUCGAAGGAUCUGAACGAUCAGUACCGGAAGCAUCACGAGAAGCUGCGGGACACGCGCAGCACGACACAGAACGAGAUAGAUUUCAGCAUUCUGGUGCUAUCGAGCGGAUCGUGGCCAUUCGGCCAGGGCUUUACAUUCUCCCUGCCCUUUGAGCUGGAACAGUCGGUCCAUCGGUUUAACAAUUUCUACGCCAAGCAACAUUCCGGCCGUAAACUGAACUGGUUGUACAAUAUGUCCCGCGGCGAGCUCAUUACGAACUGUUUCCGAAUGCGAUACACACUGCAGGCUAGUACCUUCCAAAUGGCCGUGCUGUUGCAAUUCAACGAAGAAACGGCCUGGAGUAUCAAGCAGUUGGGAGAAAACACUGGUAUCAACAAUGAAAAUCUUAUACAAGUGCUUCCAAUUUUGCUGAAGACGAAGCUACUUAACUGCUACGAAGGCGAAGGCAAGCUACACCCAGACUCCACCAUCGAGCUGAACAAGGACUUUAAAAACCGCAAACUCCGCAUCAACAUCAACUUCCCGCUGAAGUCGGAACUGAAGGUGGAACAGGAAGCGACACAUAAAAACAUCGAGGAAGAUCGUAAGAUACUCAUCCAGGCGGCGAUCGUGCGUAUCAUGAAGAUGCGUAAGAUGCUCAACCACACGCAGCUCGUGAACGAAGUGUUGAAUCAACUGUCCACACGAUUUAAGCCGAAGAUUCAAGUGAUAAAGAAAUGUAUCGAUAUUCUGAUAGAGAAAGAAUAUCUGGAACGUCAGGAAGGACAAAAGGAUACCUACAGCUAUCUGGCUUGAUCAGUGAUAAUUUUAAUCAGUAGUGUAGUUAUCUAAAACAAAAACACGUAUUUUCAAUAUCAAACAUCCUAGCUGAGCGUACGUAAAAUACAAAAUCCCCCUCCUCCUCUAAGACAGAACAAAGGUGCGCCAUUGUGAAAACACCUACAAAGAAGGAUAGCAACGUUUAAAUAGUAAAUAGAGGCGAUAGGCGCGAUCAAACGUGACGUAAAAAAAACGCAAACCAACAUAAACACGAAUGUAUCUUGAUAAACCAUACAGUGUGCAGCCACAGCCUCUCGGCCAAGGAACGGGAUAGUGACAUGUUACAGUAAAAAAAAACCCUCAGACACAUCCACAACAGCCAAAACGGUCCCGGAAAGAGAGCGUGCGUGUGUGAACGCACAUAAAGAAACAAUGACGUGAGAUGCAGAGAACUAUGUAGAAAUGAUGUGUGGAAUUGCUCAUGCUGAAUGGACAAUUCCACCGGAACCGGAAAACAAUGCCAGCAGCAGCAGGGGCAGCGACUGCAGCUAGCAAAAGGCGUCAGGCGCGUUGGAAGUGGAACGUAAAGGGCAGACAGACGAGAACAGACAGAGGGAGAACAACAACAAAAAGCUAUAGAAUAAUAAUAUUGGUUGUCUGUUUUGUCUUAGUUUGAUUUUUGUUUUGAGAUUUUAGCAGAAUUUUGAAAAUGUGACACAAACGUACACACAUGCUCACAGAAAUGGCUACGAACUACGUUUUUGCUUCGGACGCACAGCAAUCCUCUGUGAUGGGAAGAGAGUAAAAGGGAGCAUAGGCAAUCUGUUUUAUUUUGUUCAGUGUCCCGGACUACGCGAGUUGUUGUGUGACUGACUGUUACUAUAGUUUGAUAGUUUAAAAUGUGUGGACGAGCACCACCAUAUGCCACUCUGUUUCGUUACUCUGUUUUAAGAAUGGUUUGACUCCCAAUUCUUGUGUUAUCCUGCGCUGCUUCUUAGCUUUUGACUGGACAAUGCAUGUCCUGUGCAUAAUGAAACGCUUUUCGCUCCGAGAAAACCACUCCUGCAUGUGCGUUGAACCCCCCCGGAGUGCUAGGACAGUGCACUUUACAGCGCCUUUUUUCUAUUCAGCAACUUCUGUCGAUGUUAAUUUGUGUGUGUGUGUGUGUAUUAUGAUUUUAUGUUGAUGCUGUCUGUAAAAACUGAUUCUCUUACCAUGGAUGCAAGCGCGCAGCUACUGCUGUAUCGAAAACCCAUGUGGUGGGGGCGUACGGGGUCUGUGUCACAUGUACCAUUGCGAGCGCUAGUAGGGCUGUACACUACAUCCUGGUCGGUCAGUUCCAGAUCGCGCGAGGGACAAUUCUGAAUUCACUUAUAUUGUGUAGCUUUAAAAGAAGAAAAUCCUCUCGGUUCAUCUUUGAACAGCCUCUAUUGAACAGUGUACCCGAUGUUCGAGCUAGGGAUAGAGCUAGAAGGAUGAGGAGACAGAGAGAUACAGAGAACAAAGCUCUUAAAUAUUAAGGACAACUGAGCUGGGAAUAGCUUGGUUAAAAAAAGAAGAAAACUAACAGCGAACAUAAUUCAUUACAGAAUUUACUUGUGUAUGAUCGAUCCAGCCAAUGAUGAAAAUAAAACAAGGAUCUAAACAGCUAGAUAAA
This is a messenger RNA of Anopheles arabiensis, 4373 nucleotides long. RefSeq names its product cullin-1 (gene Cul1). Gene Ontology annotation, cellular component: SCF ubiquitin ligase complex. NCBI's taxonomy places the organism in Eukaryota, Metazoa, Arthropoda, Insecta, Diptera, Culicidae. Gene Ontology annotation, molecular function: ubiquitin protein ligase binding. The transcript is spliced from 12 exons. Bases 416 to 2752 code for a protein of 778 amino acids. Gene Ontology annotation, biological process: protein ubiquitination; SCF-dependent proteasomal ubiquitin-dependent protein catabolic process. The record is from RefSeq and is a predicted model, not a curated record.